Messenger RNA from Limanda limanda (common dab), 1171 nucleotides. RefSeq lists its product as uncharacterized. Bases 89 to 829 code for a protein of 246 amino acids. Lineage: Eukaryota; Metazoa; Chordata; Actinopteri; Pleuronectiformes; Pleuronectidae. The transcript is spliced from 5 exons. The record is from RefSeq and is a predicted model, not a curated record.
AGGAGGCGAUUACACGCGCUCCGGACGAAACUGCAAACUGUUUAUUAAGAGAAAAGAGACAAAGAAGAAGAACGAAAGAAGAACCAGGAUGGAAGUGACAUCACACACCUCCAACCCCACAGAGGGCGGAGUCAGUCAUAACCCAAACCAAUCGGAAUGCAUCUCGAGUCAGCCAACAGCCAAUGGGACGCUGCCACAUCAAGACGCAGAGGAGGCCCCGCCCCCUCCCUCUGAUAGGUCAGAAGAUGACCUCAGCGAUGACUCUUUGACAGGCAGCUCCUCCACCAAUGACGUCUCUCGACUGCUGCCCCCCCACCCCAUCACAGCUCCCCGCAAACAGAAAGGUGUGGACGACUCAUCAGUGUCUCCUGGUCCUGUCCGUGCUCCUCCUCCUCCAUCAUCUAGCUAUAGCAGACACAGCUGCAGCCUUCCUCAUCAUCACCAUCGUCCCCACCAUCAUCAGAGCGCCAGUCAGAAGCGUCUGUCCUCCACUAAAAGCCACGCCUCCAUAAAAAGCGACGCUGCCCACAUCAAGGAGGUCGCUGGAGAUGAUUGCUGUGUCCACUGUCUCCUGGCCUGUCUGUUCUGCGAGACGCUGUCCAUGUGUUUUGCAGUGGGGGAGUGUCUAGCGUGCGGAGUGGGCGGGGCCGGAUGCUGCAGCGCCGCUGAUGGUUGCUGCUGCUGCUGCGUGGAGGCGGCGGGGGAGGCGGCCUGCACGGAGGAGGCGUGUCAAGCCGUGCUGGACUGUGGGAUCCUGGAGGACUGCUGUGGCUCGUCCGACUGCAUGGACAUCUGUCUGGAGUGCUGCUCCCUCUGCUUCCCCUCGUAGACCAGCCAAUCAGAGGCAGCCUACAAGAUGAGGUCACAGACACUGAACCAGACCAGUAGGACUGAUGACAUCAUAACUCUGAUCUUCGUGUCACCUGAUUGACCUGAUGGUGACUGGGAUGGCGUCUCCGUGUGGGACCACGUCCUCAAAGUCACUUUGACUUCCUCAUGUUUUAAAUGAUUCUUAUUAUCAUGACGACAAAAGUUAAAGCUACAAUGUGAAGAUCAACAUGUGCCAGUGUAACAUGAGUACAUGUAAUCAGAUUACUCUAGACUACUACUUAUGGACUCUAUGUGCAGCUCUGAGUGACGACAGGAGUAAACCUGACUGACAGCUCAGGGG